ACGACGUCACAUUGUGGGCUGGAACAUCACGUCAGAGGUGACGACGCCAGAUGUUGAGAGAGCGAAUUUAAUUUGAGAGGAACUGCGAGCGACCGUACAGCCUACCAAAACGAAGAUGAAUCCAAAGGACAACAAGCAAACUGCGUCACACAGCAGCCCUGUUUGUGUGCACAACCCUCACCUGGAUUCACUGAAAGAUGACAUCCUCUACCACUUCAGCCUAGGAACUAACACUCACAACCUACCUGCUAUGUUUGGUGAUGUCAAAUUUGUGUGUGUUGGAGGCAGUCCCUGGAGAAUGAAAUCAUUCAUUGAGUACAUUGCUGCUGAGCUAUGUAUGGAAGACCCCAAAUCAGAGUACCCAAAUAUCUGUGCUGGAACGGACCGCUAUGCCAUGUACAAAGUUGGCCCUGUACUCUCUGUCAGUCAUGGGAUGGGCAUCCCAUCCAUUGCCAUAAUGUUGCAUGAGCUGAUAAAGCUCCUCCAUCACGCACAUUGCACAGAUGUUACAAUUAUACGCAUUGGGACGUCAGGUGGAAUAGGGCUUGAACCUGGCACUGUUGUUGUUACCAAACAAUCUGUGGAUGCCACCUUCCUGCCCAAGUUUGAGCAGGUGAUCCUGGGGAAGACAGUGGUCCGUAACACUGAUCUGGACCAAAGCCUGGCUCUGGAGCUGUUGCAGUGCAGCAAUGAGCUGAACCAGUUUGAGACAGUGUUAGGCAACACCAUGUGUACACUGGAUUUCUACGAAGGUCAAGGCCGUUUGGAUGGUGCUUUCUGCUCCUACACUGAGAAGGAUAAACAGGAAUACCUCAACAAAGCCAAUCAAGCAGGAGUCUGCAAUAUUGAAAUGGAGUCUUCUGUUUUUGCUGCCAUGUGCAAACUGAGUGGUCUUCGAGCGGCCGUGGUUUGCGUGACAUUACUGGAUCGGCUGAAGGGGGAUCAGCUGAGCAGCUCCCAUGAAGUUCUUCACAAUUACCAACAACGUCCGCAGAUACUCGUUGGCCACUACAUUAAGAAGCAUUUGAAUGCCAACGCAGUACGUAGCUAAGUUCAGAGCAUUGUUUCUUGAAACCUAUAAAACACUGAAAACAAGGUGUAACACAAUAACGCAGCUUAAAUCUAUAUUUGUGUGCAUUCUUUCGUGCUCAACUGCAGCCUUAAUGUCCAGAAUAAUGACCGAAUACUGAAGUUAUAUCCUGCCUGCUGUAUUUCACCAUCACUGUAAACCGUCAUGCACUGUGAUUCACUACAUUUUCUCUUGCAUUUAAUUUUAACAAUUUAACUGAGCUUUAAAUGUUACACAGCAGCCUAUGGCCAUCAGAUCUGUCUUGAUUUAGGCUGCCUCUGUUUUUAUACAACAUGUUACUUUUCUAUAAACCUUGAACCACCUCAUGACUUUUGAUGAGUCCAUGCUUACAGCAGGUAAGAUAAGUAAGAUAAGUCUUUCUUGUUUCAUGAAUGCCAAAAAAAUGACAUACAUUUGUGUCCUUGUCUUUUUGCAAAACAGUAUAAAUAUGUAUCAUCUUGAGUAUUUUUUUUUAUACUGAAUGUACGUUAUGUCUUCAGGAUUAGGCUUUUGUAUUUAUUUUCUGGAAGUUUCAUUCAAAACCUCAAAACGGCAACAAGAUGUCAAUACUUCUCAGAAAAAUAAUUUCCACUGGAUGUCUUAAUAUCAAUAAAGCCUUAAUAUAGCAGA
Thunnus maccoyii (southern bluefin tuna) is the source of this 1699-nucleotide messenger RNA. It is a transcript of the gene upp1, whose product is annotated as uridine phosphorylase 1. Gene Ontology annotation, cellular component: cytosol; cytoplasm. Gene Ontology annotation, biological process: nucleotide catabolic process; uridine catabolic process. NCBI's taxonomy places the organism in Eukaryota, Metazoa, Chordata, Actinopteri, Scombriformes, Scombridae. Gene Ontology annotation, molecular function: uridine phosphorylase activity. The coding region runs from base 116 to 1051 and encodes 311 amino acids. The transcript has 8 exons. The record is from RefSeq and is a predicted model, not a curated record.